UUCACCGUUGUCUGUGUGUUUCAGGUUCCUGAUCUUCUUUGACGACGGUUAUGCCUCCUACGUGACCCUGCCUGAGCUCUAUCCUGUCUGCAGACCAAUGAAGCGUACAUGGGAGGACAUAGAGGAUGCAUCGUGUAAAGACUUCAUAGAGGAAUAUAUAACGUCAUACCCCAACAGGCCCAUGGUGCUGCUGAAGGCAGGCCAGGUCAUCAAGACAGAGUGGGAGGGGACAUGGUGGAGGAGCAGAGUGGAGGAGGUGGACGGCAGCCUCGUCAAGAUCCUCUUCCUGGAUGACAAGCGUAGUGAGUGGAUCUACCGCGGUUCAACCAGGCUGGAGCCCAUGUUCAACCUGAAGACCAACUGUGCCAACACCCAGGAGAAGAAGAUGGCUGGCCAGCAGAGGACACGCCCCAGCAUGGGAGCAUUGAGGACCAAGGGCCCCGUGGUCCAGUAUCACAGUGGGGGGAACACCAUAACCCCCAGUGGGACCCCCACUAAAUCCCCCCAUCCCCUCUCCCCACCCUCCUCUAUCCCUCCUACACCCUCCCAGCCCAAUCAGCUUGCACGAACAGAUCCUAAGUAUCAGAUGGCGAAGAAGAGUACUUCUCCAUACAUUCCCACGCCAGGAGGCUCUCGCACUGGAUUGGCCAGUAAUAGCCACGCCCCUAAAGUCAUGCAGCCCCAACCUCCAACUGGUUCUCCUGGAAACUCAUCCAGAAUGUAUGUCCUUCAGACUGGCAACAUCCAGACUCUCACGUCCCUACAGCCUAUCCAACACCAGCAGCAGUCUCUGCCCCCUCCUCCCCAAGCCCCUCCCACCGCCCCCGCACCUGCAGUGACCCCAUACACCUUCAGUAAUGACCGGAUUCCCCACGAGCCCUCAUACCGCGCCCCCACAGACCGUAUCUUCUACCUGCCUCACACCUGCCAGCCUGCUUGUCUCAACCGUAUCCGGCCCUCCAGACCAGAUAUGCACCGGGGCAGGAACCCCCUGCUCACCCCUCUACUGUACGAGUUCAGACGCAUGACGGGCCGACGGAGAGUCAACCGCAAG
Oncorhynchus gorbuscha (pink salmon) is the source of this 1054-nucleotide messenger RNA. RefSeq names its product histone-lysine N-methyltransferase SETDB1-B-like. The annotation marks the transcript as partial. Gene Ontology annotation, cellular component: nucleus. The transcript is spliced from 6 exons. Gene Ontology annotation, biological process: negative regulation of gene expression; heterochromatin organization. Gene Ontology annotation, molecular function: histone H3K9 methyltransferase activity. The record is from RefSeq and is a predicted model, not a curated record. NCBI's taxonomy places the organism in Eukaryota, Metazoa, Chordata, Actinopteri, Salmoniformes, Salmonidae.